This is a messenger RNA of Leptonychotes weddellii (Weddell seal), 999 nucleotides long. The record is from RefSeq and is a predicted model, not a curated record. NCBI's taxonomy places the organism in Eukaryota, Metazoa, Chordata, Mammalia, Carnivora, Phocidae.
UUUCGUUUCCUCGCGGGCCUCAGGCGGUCGUUCGUCUUCCGCGGCCGCCGUCCGCGCGCGUCCCUUCCCGUCCCGCAGGAGCGCCAUGGCGGAGCUGGUCCCCCUGGCCGAGGAGCUGUCGUGCUCCAUCUGCCUGGAGCCCUUCAAGGUGCCGGUCACCACCCCGUGCGGCCACAACUUCUGCGGCUCGUGCCUGGACGAGACGUGGGCCGUCCAGGGCCCGCCGUAUCUGUGUCCGCAGUGCCGCGGCGUCUACCACGCGCGGCCGCAGCUGCGCAAGAACACGGUGCUGUGCGCGGUGGUGGAGCAGUUCCUGCAGGCCGAGCAGGCCCGGGCGGCGCCCCCGCCCCCCGACGGCUGGAAGCCGCCCGCCCGCGCCGCCGCGCCCAGCCCGGCGGGCCCGGUGGCCUGCGACCACUGCCUGAAGGAGCCCGCCGUCAAGACGUGCCUGGUGUGCAUGGCCUCCUUCUGCCAGGAGCACCUGCAGCCGCACUUCGACAGCCCCGCCUUCCGGGACCACCAGCUGCAGGCCCCAGUCCGGGACCUGAUGCGCCGCAAGUGCCCCCAGCACAACCGGCUGCGGGACUUUUUCUGCCCCCAGCAUGACGAGUGCAUCUGCCACAUCUGCCUGGUGGAACACAAGGCCUGCUCGCCUGCGUCCCUGAGCCAGGCCAGCGCCGACCUGGAGACCAAGCUGAAGCAUAAGCUGACUGUCAUCUACAGCCAGAUCAACGGUGCCUCGAGGGCGCUUGAGGAGGUGAGAGCCAGGCAGCAGGAUGUGCGGGUGAGUGACCGGGCUCUCCACUGCCAGCUCGGCCCUGGGCUCCGGUUGGCUUCACGCACGGUGUCGGGAAUAGAUAUCCACCUUGCAAGACAUCCAGAAAGCUAUGUCCCCAGGAAAGAUCCUUUGUAGACGUAAACUGAAGACAAUGCAUAAGCCCUGACCUUGGUGUGGGGAGGACAGGGGCAAUCAUUAAAAAUUAGGGCUAUAAAGUAGUA